GAUGUUCGCGUUCUGUUUCUUAACUUACGAGUCGGCAAGCUAACUUGACAAGGAUUAGGCAUUGGGUAAUACAAAAGCCACAUAAAAUCUCUCCCCCGUUAUGUCGUCCACAGAAGCUACUAGUUCUACUUCCAACCUUGAUACUGCACGCUCUUUGCAAGCCAAAUUGGAUGCCGCUAACCUCAAGAUACUGAACGCGAAGACACAGUUCAAAUCUUAUAAAUUUGAAGGUAUUGAUGAUUGGCCAUUAGGCGAGGAGACAUCAAGAGACCCUGCUAUUAUUGCGAGUUUGGUUGCUGCACAAAUAUCCUUCCUACGCAAACUCAAAUUCCAGUACUUGGAGCAGAAGGCAAAAGAUAAAUACAUUAAAACGAUUGUGAGCGACAUCGAUGACGCGCCUCUUGUCACUGCAGCAAGCAAUGCAGAACUGAGACUUCGCAACGAGGGGAAGAAGGAAAUUCUCAAAGCGGCCAAAUCUCGGAUAGCGGAGAAAUAUCAAGACAUUCGAACUUUAGCACCUUUAGUUGAAGAGGACUAUCUUCAAACUAAGGCUCUCACAGAGGAAGCAUCCAGCCUUUCCCAAAAGAUUUUGGACGCCCGAUUGGCUCUCACAAGAUUGCGGCAAGCUCACCCACACCCACGCCUGACGAUUGAAUCUGCAAAUGCCCAACUGGACUCACAAAUAGCGGAGAUGCAGGACCUUGACACGGAGCUCCAACAAGUAAAUGAGAAAAUUGCAGCAACCAAAGAGAAUAUAAAAACAGGUGCCAAGGAAGUGGAAAGGUUGCGGGUAGAAAAGGCCGAAGCAGAAAAAAUUGCGAGCGCGUGUAAGGAGGAGGUGGAGGAUGCUAGGAUAUUUGAACUCUACGACUGGUACACGGCUUCCCUGGCGUUGCAUAAAUCGUUAUUGUCCUUGGAAUCAUCACAUUCAGUGUCGGAAAAUGAGCUCCGAUUGACAUACAUGAUUGGUCAGAACUCUCCAUCGCCACGAGAGAUAUCUAUUACCCUGCUCUUCCUUCCAAAUACGAGGCAGCUUGUGGCCGCCCAAGUCCAGGGCGUGGAGAUCGAGAUAGGGGACGUUAUAGACUCAUAUGUGCAAUCAAACGAUAUCUCGGGGUUCUUGUGGGCCGUGCUUGCGAGGGCUCGGAAGGCGGUGUAAUAUUGAUAGCCAAGCUAUAUGAUAUU
This is a messenger RNA of Serpula lacrymans var. lacrymans S7.9, 1185 nucleotides long. RefSeq lists its product as uncharacterized. Gene Ontology annotation, biological process: kinetochore assembly; attachment of mitotic spindle microtubules to kinetochore; protein localization to kinetochore. The transcript is spliced from 4 exons. NCBI's taxonomy places the organism in Eukaryota, Fungi, Basidiomycota, Agaricomycetes, Boletales, Serpulaceae. Gene Ontology annotation, cellular component: kinetochore. Bases 101 to 1159 code for a protein of 352 amino acids. The record is from RefSeq and is a predicted model, not a curated record.